AUGGAGUGCAUUCCUUCACAGGGUACUGCCGGAUACAGUGGUUGUCUCAUAACAAUUUGGGAUAUCACUAGAUUGGAGCUGUUGGAUAAGAGACUGGGAAUUAAUUCAAUCUCAUGUCUCUUUAGAUUCAUAGGCACGGGUUUCAAGUUUAUACUAACGAAUGCGUACUCGCCUUGUGAUUUUAACAGGACAGAACUAUUCUGGAAUGACUUGAAGGAGAUUAGGAAUUGGUCUAAUGAAGCUUGGUGUUUUGUUGGUGAUGUUAACUCAGUUAGAAGUGAUGCUGAAAGGAAUAAACCUGGUGGUGAUUUAAGAAAUAUGAGUUUUCUAAAUAAUUUUAUUGCGGAGCAGGAGCUGAUCGACUUACCUUUGCAUGGGAGUUCUUACACCUGGAGUAACAAGCAUGAAGAUCCUCUUUUAUGCAGACUAGAUAGAGUUUUGAUUUGUACGUCUUUUGAUUCAAACAAGUCGAGCUUUAAGAUCGAAAAUCAUUGGUUGGAACACCCAGACUUUGUUAAGUUGGUGGAAGUUUGGUGGAAUUCUUUGGAGUUUGCAGGAACACCGAGUUUUGUUCUUUUUAGGAAGCCUCAAAACUUGAAAUACUUCAUUAAGAACUGGAGCAAGAUCACUUUUGGUUGUGUAAGAAAGAAGGAAGAUGAGUUAACAGGGAAAAUAAAAAUUCUGAAUGAUGCGGAGGAGAAUGUUGCGUUAUCUUCUGUUCAAAGGGAGGAAAAAGGAAUUUAUUAA
Molecule: messenger RNA, 747 nt
Organism: Papaver somniferum (opium poppy)
Lineage: Eukaryota; Viridiplantae; Streptophyta; Magnoliopsida; Ranunculales; Papaveraceae
Exons: 2
Coding region: 1-747 (248 amino acids)
Source: RefSeq, a predicted model, not a curated record